Messenger RNA from Gavialis gangeticus (Gharial), 3263 nucleotides. RefSeq names its product ecotropic viral integration site 2B (gene EVI2B). Bases 668 to 1387 code for a protein of 239 amino acids. The transcript has 2 exons. Gene Ontology annotation, biological process: regulation of stem cell division; positive regulation of neutrophil differentiation. Lineage: Eukaryota; Metazoa; Chordata; Crocodylia; Gavialidae. The record is from RefSeq and is a predicted model, not a curated record.
UUAUCAAUAAAACUGUUAACUUCAAUCCACUUUACCACAGUUAAGAAAGUUGCUCUUGCUCAUAUUGGCUGCAGACAUAGACAAAAAAAAAAACCAAACAUUUUUAACAUGCAAAGCACAAGCUGAGAAAAAGUUACAUUUGACUGUCUACAUGUUUUUGUCUGGUAGAGAACACAGCUCAAAAUUAGGUCUUAAAGUGUACAAUUUGUGAAGAUUAAAACUCUUAGUCACCUCCCUGCUCUUGACACUUCCUGCAGUAAGUAUUGGUACACUUCCUCUUUACAUGCAAAAACCCCUAUUUCAAUAUGAGAAAGGAGACCAUUUUAAAAGCUGCUUGACUUGCAACACCCGUUCAGACUUAGUCUUCAAACAAAAAUGUUAACUUGACAGAUGAAGCCAUCUUACUGAAAGACAGUGUUGCACAGGUGACAGCAUACCAUCGUAAUCACCAAGAGGAAAGUGGACCCCAAUCUCAUAACCCCAGUUUUCUUCUAUGGACAAUUUUGAAGACCACUUUCUACAGAGACAGACACACCACCAACUGGUUUAAUUAAACCAGGAAAUGUAUCCGUCAGUCCUGAAAGUCAAAUAGGAAACAUCUCCCAUAUAUUCAUACCAAUCAGGCAAACUUGACUUGUACAGUGCUGAAAGACCAGUCAGUAGCAUAAUGUCUCAGGACAAUGGAGGAGCGAUGGAACCCCGCAGUGAUAGUAGCUGGAUAGCUGCUGUGUUUAUUGGCAUAAUUUUGAUUGGUAUGAUGAUAGCUAUUGUUAUAAUUCUCUUAUGCAAGUGUGCCAAAAAGCCACCUCCAACUAAUCCAAACUGGGCUGGCCGCUCCCCAUUUGCCGACGGACAAACACCGGACGUCUUUGUGGAAUUGGACCAGGCCACAAAACGUGCAUCAGUUUUUUCUAUCUUGCCUUGGAAAUUUAACAAAACCACACACUUACCGAAUGAUUGUCAUGCAUCUGAACAGAGCUGUAAUGCAUCCAGCUGCAAUACAGCUACCCUGUCUCCCCCUCCUGUACAGGAUGGCUCCAGUUCACCAGCACACAGCAAUCCAGUUUCUCCUUCAAGUGAUAUAAAUGUGCCCCCACCUCCUGUUUCAGAAGAACAGAGCCCUUGCAACCCUCCACCCGACACAAUUCCUCCUCUACCAGAGUCACCUGAUAUGCCACUGCCACCAGACUGGAUCCAGGAAUUUCCUGAGAUUCAUUCCUCUGAGAUCAGCAAUGCCACAGAGAAUAAACUGGAGACAGAGAACCCAUUUCCCCCACCUCCUGAUUUGACACAUCAAGAUGAAAAUGAACCACUACCGCCACCUUUGCCUGAAGAACCUUUACAAAUUGCCGAGCUUGCUGUUGAACACACUUCACACUUACCUUAAAAGUAACGUUUUGAAGCCAACAAAUACGAGAAGUUGGUGGGAGCAAGGAUUGUAAAGCCACAGCUGCAUUAAACUAGCAUUUCACAAGUGGGAACCUGAAGUGAUUUGGCUUGAGGCUAAUCACUUCGAUACAUGGUGCAGAUAACAGCAACUAUGCAAAGCCUUUUUCUAUGUGUUUAAAGCUACAAACCAAAAAAUAUUAUAUGUAACUUUCAAAGCGCAAUAAGUAAAGCUUUUUAGGAAGGUACAGUUUACUAGGCUGUAUAACUAAAUCUAACAAAUGCACCUUAGCAGCACAUUUUUCUUAUAUUCUUGUUAACUUUCAAUAAAAGGGCAUUAAUACGAAGUUGUCUUGGUGACUUGUAUUCUUAAAAUACAACUGAAUUUACUGGAUAAGGCCAGAUUAAAAACCAAAUCCCAAUGUUUAGACAGACCAGGAACUAUAUGCUAUCCAUGAGUGGCUAGGUCCAUUUAUAGUAAAUGAGUUGUUACUUCUACGUCACAAGCAAGUUAUGCAUUUUACAGUCAGUCGUCAUAGCAUCCCCUUCCGAUUUUUCUUUUUUGAGAAAUGAUCUAGAAUCUGAACAAGUCUCUCUCAAUCUUGGACUUUCUGCAGCAUUGAGAACUUAGGUUUUCACAUCCAGCUGAAAGAGAAACUACUGUUAAGAACCCUUCUUUCUGGCAGAAGUGUAAAAUAGAUCGACUUUGUUUCGAAGGAUUGUUUAUAAAAAAGGCAACAAUACUUUAUAUUUGCAUCUUAGCAGACAAGAAAGUUAGCUGGCUGUAGGUCUCUCUAAAAAGUUAAGGCCAAUGUUGAUAAUAUCUCCCUGUGAUAUGAGCUUAUUGCAGUGUCUGUGCUCAUCGAGACAUCUUUAUAAAUAUUAGUUCAACAGAACUUGAUUUAAACUCUAUUUGAACUUGAGAGAGCAAGACAUCCUGUAAAGAGCUAUUCCUCCAGCUAUGUGUUUCUGAACAGUAUAAAGGCGUGGCAAAGUGUGCAGGGGUGUUGUCAGCACAAGAAUAUAAAGUACAUCGGGGUAUAAUUAUGAGCGAUAUGCAAUGUGGUAAAAGAGAGGAAGAAAAGAGCCCAUGGAAGUCUCUUACUGGUAUGGAACAAUAAAAUGGAAGAAUUAGACUUGAGAUCGAUUUUUAAGUAAGAGCCACAACCACAAAAGUCACUAACCACAAGUUCUCAAAGAAAUACAGUGAAAAUGCAGUACGAUUACAGGCACUCAAAUCACACAGUCUAAAUCUGAAUGAAUUAUAGUUUUGCCUGUAAGGAUUAGGAUUGGGUCUGGACUUUGCAGAGCAAUUUAAAGGCAGGCUUUGAAGACAAGACAAACUUUUGAGUCAAAACACGCAGCCUUAAUGAAAAAGAUACAAUUUACCUUUACAAAAGUAAAAUUAAUACAAAUCAGGGAUGCAAUUCUCAUGUACAGUAUGCUUAGACAAAGAAUUCAGUAAUGUAUUUGCAAAACUGCAAUCUUUGGAUGAAAUAAUGAUUUUUGCAAAGAUGAACUCACUGGACUUUUAUAACGGAUCACGUUAAUAAGCACUCUGCACUGCAUACUAUGCAGCACACUGUCUGCGACAACAGAAUUCACUUACAUUUGUGAAUGAGCAUGUUGAAAAUGUAACAGCUUUUACAUCUACAUUUUGUUUGCCACAAGGAAGGACAUAUACAAAUGAGUAUUUAUGAAUUGUGAAAAUCUGGCUGAAGAAAAAUCUUUACAAAUGUUUAGAUGUCCUAAUAUCACGUUACUCGCAUCUAAUCAUGCUAUCAACUACCAGAAUUAAAGGGAUACCACCAAAUAUUACUAAGUGAUUGGUUAGAUACAUUUGUCAGUCUCAGAUAACCUGCAAAAAAAAAAACCCC